CGGCCUCUCUGGUCUCCGCAGAUGUGUGGGCCAACGUGAAGGUGGAGUGUGAGCCUAGCUGGCAGGCCUUCCAGGGCCACUGCUACCGCCUGCAGGCUGAGAAGCGCAGCUGGCAGGAGUCCAAGAAGAUGUGUCUGCGGGGCGGGGGCGACUUACUCAGCAUCCACAGCAUGGCAGAGCUGGAGUUCAUCACCAAGCAGAUCAAACAGGAGGUGGAGGAGCUGUGGAUUGGUCUCAAUGACCUGAAACUUCAGAUGAAUUUUGAGUGGUCCGACGGGAGCCUCGUGAGCUUCACCCACUGGCACCCCUUUGAGCCCAACAACUUCCGGGACAGCCUGGAGGACUGUGUCACCAUCUGGGGGCCGGAAGGUCGCUGGAACGAUAGCCCCUGUAACCAGUCCCUGCCGUCCAUUUGCAAGAAGGCGGGCCAGCUGAGCCAGGGGGCCGCCGAGGAGGACCACGGCUGCCGGAAGGGUUGGACGUGGCACAGCCCCUCCUGCUACUGGCUGGGAGAGGACCCGGUGACCUACAGAGCCCUGGGACCUCUCUCCCGCAGGUUCGAGCAGGCCUUUGUCAGCAGCCUCAUCUACAACUGGGAUGGCGAGUACUUCUGGACGGCCCUGCAGGACCUCAACUUCACUGGCUCCUUCCGCUGGCUCAGCGGGGACGAGGUCAUGUACACCCACUGGAACCGGGACCAGCCCGGGUACAGCCGUGGGGGCUGUGUGGCCCUGGCCACGGGCAGCGCCAUGGGGCUGUGGGAGGUGAAGAACUGCACAUCGUUCCGGGCUCGCUACAUCUGCCGCCAGAGCCUGGGCACGCCCGUGACGCCUGAGCUGCCCGGGCCAGACCCCACGCCCAGCCUCACCGGCGCCUGUCCCCAGGGCUGGGGCUCAGAUCCCAAACUCCGGCACUGCUAUAAGGUGUUCAGCUCGGAGCGGCUGCAGGACAAGAAGACCUGGGUCCAGGCCCAGGGGGCCUGCCAGGAGCUGGGGGCCCAGCUGCUGAGCCUGGCCAGCUAUGAAGAGGAGCACUUUGUGGCCAAUAUGCUCAACAAGAUCUUCGGUGAAUCAGAGCCCGAGAUCCACGAGCAGCACUGGUUCUGGAUCGGCCUGAACCGUCGAGACCCUGGAGCCGGGCAGAGCUGGCGCUGGAGUGAUGGACUUGGGUUCUCUUACCACAAUUUCGACCGGAGCCGGCACGACGAUGACAACAUCCGCGGCUGCACGGUGCUCGACCUGGCCUCCCUGCAGUGGGUGGCCAUGCAAUGCGAGACGCAGCUGGACUGGAUCUGCAAGAUCCCUCGAGGCACGGAUGUGCGGGAGCCUGACGUCAGCCCGCAAGGCCGGAGGGAAUGGCUGCGUUUCCAGGAGGCUGAGUAUAAGUUCUUCGAGCACCACUCCACGUGGGCGCAGGCGCAGCGCAUCUGCACGUGGUUCCAGGCCGAACUGGUCUCAGUGCACAGCCAGGCCGAGCUGGACUUCCUGGGGCACAACCUGCAGAAGUUCUCUCGGGGCCAGGAGCAGCACUGGUGGAUCGGCCUGCACACCUCAGAGAACGACGGGCGCUUCAGGUGGACAGAUGGUUCUGUUAUAAACUUCAUCUCCUGGGCCCCUGGCAAACCUCGGCCCAUCGGCAAGGACAAGAAGUGCGUGUACAUGAUGGCCAGCCGAGAGGACUGGGGGGACCAGAGGUGCAUGACAGCCUUGCCUUACAUCUGCAAGCGCCGCAACAGCACCAGAGAGCAGCAGCCCCCAGACCCGCCGCCCACAGGGGGCUGCCCCUCUGGUUGGAGCCAGUUCCUCAACAAGUGUUUCCGAAUCCAAGGCCAGGACCCCCAGGACCGGGUGAAGUGGUCAGAGGCGCAGUUCUCCUGUGAACAGCAAGAGGCCCAACUGGUCACCAUUGCAAACCCCUUAGAGCAAGCGUUCAUCACAGCCAGCCUGCCCGAUGUGACCUUUGACCUUUGGAUUGGCCUCCAUGCCUCACAGAGGGACUUCCAGUGGGUGGAGCAGGAGCCUCUGCAGUAUGCCAACUGGGCCCCCGGGGAGCCCUCUGGCCCUAGCCCUGCUCCCAGCGGCAACAUACCGACCAGCUGUGCGGUGGUCCUGCGUAGCCCCUCGACCCACUUCACUGGCCGCUGGGAUGACCGGAGCUGUGCAGAGGAGACCCACGGCUUCAUCUGCCAGAAGGCCACGGACCCCUCCCUGAGCCCAUCCCCAGCAGCGUCGCCCCCUGCCCCGGGCGCUGAGCUCUCCUACCUCAACGGCACCUUCCGGCUGCUGCAGAAGCCGCUGCGCUGGCACGACGCCCUGCUGCUGUGUGAGAGCCGAAAUGCCAGCCUGGCCCACGUGCUCGACCCCUACACCCAGGCCUUCCUCACUCAGGCCGCCCGAGGGCUGCGCACGCCGCUCUGGAUUGGGCUGGCCAGUGAGGAGGGCUCCCGGCGGUACUCUUGGGUCUCGGAGGAGCCGCUGAGCUACGUGAGCUGGCAGGACGGGGAGCCCCAGCUCCCAGGGGGCUGCGCCUACGUGGACACGGAUGGCGCCUGGCGCACUACCAGCUGUGACACCAAGUUGCAGGGGGCUGUGUGUGGCGUUCACGGCGGGCCCCCUCCUCCGCGACGAAUAAGCUACCACGGGAGCUGUCCCCAGGGGCUGGCGGACUCGGCAUGGAUUCCCUUCCGAGAGCACUGCUACUCCUUCCACAUGGAGCUGCUGCUGGGCCACAAGGAGGCGCUGCAGCGCUGCCAGAGAGCGGGCGGCGCGGUCCUGUCCAUCCUGGAUGAGAUGGAGAAUGUGUUUGUCUGGGAGCAUCUGCAGAGCUCUGAGGGCCAGAGUCGGGGCGCCUGGCUGGGCAUGAAUUUCAACCCCAAAGGGGGCACCCUGGUCUGGCAGGACAACACAGCUGUGAACUAUUCCAACUGGGGGCCCCCGGGCCUGGGCCCCAGCAUGCUGAGCCACAACAGUUGCUACUGGAUCCAGAGCAGCAGUGGGCUGUGGCGCCCGGGCGCCUGCACCAAUAUCACCAUGGGCGUGGUCUGCAAGCUCCCUCGAGCUGAGGCGAGCAGCUUCUCCCCAUCAGCCCUCCCAGAGAACCCCGCGGCCCUGGUGGUGGUGCUGAUGGCGGUGCUCCUGCUCCUGGCCCUGCUGACCGCCGCCCUGAUUCUCUACCGGCGGCGACAGAGCGUCGAGCGGGGGGCCUUUGAGGGCGCCCGCUACAGCCGCAGCUCCUCCGGCCCCAGCGAGGCCACUGAGAAGAACAUCCUGGUGUCCGACAUGGAAAUGAACGAGCAGCAGGAGUAGAGCGGAGGGCGUGGGUGUGGGGCCGGGGGGCUGGGCCCCCCACCAGCUGUGGUCCAGUUGGCCUAUGGGGGUGGGUGGCGCCCUGGGAAGCCGCUGGGGCUGGCAGGGCCUGGGCUGGUGGGGUCCCUCCCUCCCAUGAGGGCUGGGCUGAGGCCUGGCUGAGUGCAGCAUGGCGUUUCCUUUUGGGGGGCCCUAAGGUCUUGUCACCCAGGCCUGUACCCCCAUGGUCACUGGAGGCAGGACGGGAGCCUCUUUCUGCCUCUUUCUCCCUGUCCCCACCCCCCACCCCCCCCAUCCCCCUGCCCUGCAUCCCGCCUGCUCUCCCAGCCCUUCCUUCUGAGCCAGGGCCCUGGGGUCUGGGGAGCCCUCUCGCUGUUGGUGGGGGUCACAGGGGGGUUGAGCAUUUGUCACUCGUGUGCCUGCUGGGGUGGCCAUGGGGCAAAGCGGGAGGGUUCUGGGCCGGGACUGAGGACCGGAGCAUCACUGUGGUAUCAGCUGGGCUGGAGACAGGACCAGGGAGAGACACCCUGACCUCCUGGGGAUAACCGGGCUGGGCUGGGGUGUCUUCUCCUGCUGGUCAGGGGAGGGCUCUGUCCCUAUAAAGUCCCCUGUGGGGACCAAAGUCAGUUCCCUAAGGUUUCCAGGUCCUGGCUGUGGUUUGGAGAGAGAUAAGGUGGUUGGCCAGAGUCGGUGGAGCUGGGGUGCGCCCUCUAAGGGGGGCCCAGAGGAGUAGCGCCUGAACCCCCUGGAGUGGCCCCUGUGUGGGGGAGACGACCCACCCAGAACCUUUCCAAGAGGCUGGAACCCCAGUUAGAAUCACCAGUCCUGGUGCCACGGCCCAGGGCAGUGUGAACACAGACUCCAAGACAUGGUCCUUUUUUGUAGUUCUUAAUUUUUUUUAAUGUGCCAUUAUUGUCUUAAAAGAAAAAGAUAAAAGAAAAGCAAACAAAUAAAACACCUUUAAGAGGCUUGAGAGAGAAGGGUC
Molecule: messenger RNA, 4290 nt
Organism: Odocoileus virginianus texanus
Lineage: Eukaryota; Metazoa; Chordata; Mammalia; Artiodactyla; Cervidae
Source: RefSeq, a predicted model, not a curated record